AUUUAAAAUAAGGCAGCCCACGAGCCCAAGACAAAAUAUAUAAGUAUUAUUUUCUUCAAGAAAACAGCCGCCGCACGCAGUAGUCGCAUUCCAGCCACACUCCGGUCAGUCUCUCUCUCUCUCCAGGUCUAGAUUGUGUUGGGAAGACGAAGUUUACCACAAAUAUGAUCGAUAUUUAUUUUGACGAUGUCAUGAAGGUUGAACAACUUGAUCCGGAUGGGAAAAAGUUUGACAAAGUUUCCCGGAUUGUAGCAAAAAGUGAGAAAUCAGGCGCAGAGAUGCUGUUAGAUGUGAACACCUCAAUUUAUCAAAUUCUGGUUGGGGACAAGUUGAGGAUGGCAUUAACUACAUCAUUGAAUGGAUCCAUUGAUUCUGAGGGAAAUCAAAUAUCGCUGGCUGACAAAUUUGAGUAUGUCAUGCACGGUUUGUUGUACAAGAUGUCUGAUGAAAUCUCAGGCGGACAAGCUAAAGUGUUAGUAUAUAUCUCAUUUGGUGGUCUUCAAUUGAUGCUGAAGGGGGAUCCCAUUCUAAUGGGUAAAUUUAAGGUUGAUCAGAAUUUAUUUCUCCUUAUAAGGAAGAUAUGAAGGGAAAUUCUGAAGUUUUUAAUAUUUUGGAGGAUGAAUCGACAACAAAACUUAUUACAGGAGACGCGAUUAUGUACGCAUGUAUUUAAUAUCGAAAAACAUGAUUUGGUUCAAAGUAGGAAAGUAUCUGUUAUUGUGUCUUGUCUUUUGGAUCAUGUUUCUUGGUUUGCAAUUUAAGGAUUUAAAUUCAAAG
Molecule: messenger RNA, 777 nt
Organism: Impatiens glandulifera
Lineage: Eukaryota; Viridiplantae; Streptophyta; Magnoliopsida; Ericales; Balsaminaceae
Product: DNA-directed RNA polymerases II and V subunit 8A-like
Exons: 5
Coding region: 165-584 (139 amino acids)
Biological process (GO): DNA-templated transcription
Cellular component (GO): RNA polymerase II, core complex; RNA polymerase I complex; RNA polymerase III complex
Molecular function (GO): DNA-directed RNA polymerase activity
Source: RefSeq, a predicted model, not a curated record